Pleurotus ostreatus (oyster mushroom) is the source of this 879-nucleotide messenger RNA. RefSeq lists its product as uncharacterized. The transcript has 3 exons. The record is from RefSeq and is a predicted model, not a curated record. Gene Ontology annotation, biological process: post-translational protein targeting to endoplasmic reticulum membrane. Gene Ontology annotation, cellular component: membrane; TRC complex. Gene Ontology annotation, molecular function: protein binding; molecular adaptor activity. Lineage: Eukaryota; Fungi; Basidiomycota; Agaricomycetes; Agaricales; Pleurotaceae. The coding region runs from base 1 to 879 and encodes 292 amino acids.
AUGUCGAAUAAACAAAAGCUCGCCCUCGCGAUUAUCGACUUUCUCAACCAAGCCAAGACGGAUGGCUCUGUGUCCGAAGAUGCGGCGGAAAGCUUAGAUGUUGCAGGCAUCGAUUCCUUUCAAGUAGAUCCAUCGGACGCGAGCCAAGUGCAGAAACUCUCUGUGAAGCCAGCAACACUUCAAUCUAUAUUCAAUGUCUUCCUGCAGACCAAAGACAAAGUUGGCUCUGGUUCUGGAGAGGCUGCAGCGCCGACCUCUAAGACACCAUCUGCCGCCGAUAAGACGCAAGCCGAGAAAUUUAAGCAAGAAGGAAACUCACUGAUGUCUAGCAAGAAGUACGAUGAAGCUAUAGACUUGUACACGAAGGCAGUUAACCUGGACCCGACAAAUCCGGUGUAUUACUCCAAUCGCGCUGCAGCCCAUUCAAGCAAAGGUGAUCACCUUUCAGCCGUCGGGGAUGCGGAGAAAGCGAUAGAAGUCGAUCCAAAAUUCACGAAGGCCUAUCACAGACUAGGGCAUGCUCAGUAUUCCUUGGCUGACUACAAAGCUGCUGCAUCAGCCUUCGAGCGUGGACUGGAGCUCGACCCUGCCAAUGCCAGCUUCAAAUCCGGCUUGUCCAAUGCUAAAGCUCGGAUUGUUCCUGAUGAUGACGAUGCUCCUGCCGACACCGCUCCCGCUUCCGGUGGCCUUGGAAAUAUGUCUGGCAUGGCCGACAUGCUUCGGGGAAUGGGUGGUGGUGCGGGCGGAGGUGGAGGUGGCAUGCCUGACCUCGCCAGCCUCAUGAAUAACCCUCAAAUGAUGGCGAUGGCCCAGCAGAUGAUGGCAAACGGGGGCCUUGCGGGUCUGAUGCAGAAUCCUGCUGUCGCUGAUAUGGUAUAG